Salvelinus namaycush (lake trout) is the source of this 784-nucleotide messenger RNA. RefSeq names its product gastrula zinc finger protein XlCGF7.1-like. NCBI's taxonomy places the organism in Eukaryota, Metazoa, Chordata, Actinopteri, Salmoniformes, Salmonidae. Gene Ontology annotation, molecular function: DNA-binding transcription factor activity; RNA polymerase II cis-regulatory region sequence-specific DNA binding. The annotation marks the transcript as partial. The record is from RefSeq and is a predicted model, not a curated record. The transcript has a single exon. Gene Ontology annotation, biological process: regulation of transcription by RNA polymerase II.
UCCCAGUGUGGAAAGAGUUUUAACCAGAAAGAGCACCUGAAAAAACAUGAGAGAAUACACACAGGGGAGAAGCCUUACCACUGCUCCCAGUGUGGAAAGAGUUUUAGCCAGAAAAGCAACCUGAAAAAACAUGAGAGCAUACACACAGGGGAGAAGCCUUUCCAAUGCUCCCAGUGUGGAAAGAGUUCUGCUCACUUAUGUAAACUGAAAACACACCAGAGAAUACACACAGGGGAGAAGCCUUACCAUUGCUCCCAUUGUGGAAAGAGUUUUGCCCACUUAUGUAACCUGAAAACACAUGAGAGAUUACACACAGGUGAGAAGCCUUACCCUUGCUCCCAGUGUGGAAAGCGUUUUGCCCACUCAUGUAACCUGAAAACACAUGAGAUAUUACACACAGGGGAGAAGCCUUACCCCUGCUCCCAGUGUGGAAAGAGUUUUGCCCACUUAUGUAAACUGAAAACACAUCAGAGAAUACACACAGGCGAGAAGCCUUACCACUGCUCCCAGUGUGGAAGGAGUUUUACCCACUUAUGUAACCUGAAAAGACAUGAAAGAUUACACACAUAGUCUAAACAGUAGAACAUAGGAUAUAUGUAGUCUGAACAGUAGAACAUGGGACAGAUGUAGGCUGAACAGAAGGACCUAGGACAGAUGUAGGAUUUGUUUGACAAUAUAUAUUAUAUCAUACCAUACAUGCUCUCAUUUUGAGAGAGAAAAGUCCUUGGUCCUAGAGCACAGGUGUCAAACUCAUUCCACGGGGGGCCGAGUGUCUGCGGGUUUU